AUGCCUCCUCGACGCGCUGCACGCCCAAUUACGCAAAUUAAAAGAACUGGAGAUAUGGAUGUCGACUUCGUCAUGUUCGAAAAUGACUUUCUUCAGAACAAAAUUAAAGCAACUGAAGAGGCGACAGAAAAAAAUCGCGAAUUAGCCGACCAAGAAAUAGUUAAAAGAAGAAAAACCGAAGAUAAACAAAUGCAGUUCUAUGCUGACGCUCAAGAUGUAAGAGCUUAUCUUUCAAUGAAACAUAACGAAAAAAAUCGCAAGAAACAGUAUUACGAAAAGAAAUUACAAGAUACUCGCGAGCGCUAUAAAAAUUUAUUAACAGAUCUCCAAUCAAAACUCGAUAAAUUAAAGCAAUCCCAAGAUAUCGAAUUAACUCAAUUAACAAACACAUUAAAAGCAAACAAAACCAGACGUGAUUCUCUUGCAACAGUUGCAGCUCUUGAAAAUCAGCUCAAACGUGAAAUUGCUGAGGCAGAACAGACAAUGAAAACAGAAUCAAAACAUCAAGGUAUCCAAAUGUCACAAGCUCAUGCAGAAUACUCAGAUCUUGUUGGCAGACAUGAAAAAGAACUCAAGGAGAGUGUUAUGCGUGAAGAAGCAAAGAAUCGUUCGAUGACACAAGAAAAUUUAGAAAAUACAGUUAUAGAAAUGAUGAUCGAAAAGGAUGCUGAGAAGACAAAACUUACUAACGAAGUCAAGAAAUCCAAGGCUAUUGCAGAAAGAAAUACAGAAUUGAUGGAGAAAAACAAACAACUUUAUAUGAACAGAGAUUUACUUCAAAGUGAAUGUGAUUCAUUACAAAAACGCAUCUCUAAGAAUGAUGCUACCAUUAGAACAUUCGUUGAUGAACUAAAAGCUCACGAUCAGAAAUUAAAAAUUGAUGCUGAGAGCGAAGAAGUUUCUGACAACGAAGAACAAGAGAAACCAUCAGCAAAAGAAUCUCCGAAAGCAUCAGUAGUACCAGAACUUCAAACUUCCGAAAGAGAAGCAAAUGAGAAUUCUAAACCUGAUAGAGAACAGCUUUUGAAUGCUUUCUUUGAUGAUUCUGUUAAUACACUAUGUACAUCAAUUGUUAAAAUCCUCCAAGUUAUUGAUCAACCUCAUGCAGAUGAAUAUGUUCAAUUUCAUGAAGUUUUCAAUACAUUUGAAGGUCGUAAGAAAGAACUUAGAUUCCUUAUGUCCAAGUUAGGAAAUCUCACGUUCGAAAACAACCAGAAGGAACUUCUUCCUCCUAUUGGAUUGGAAAAUAUCGAAGGUGUCGACCAGGAGUUCACGAAGAAGAACUUAAUCGAUCCGCAGAACAAAGCCAUUUUGGAAUUUGCUGGUCCAAUUGGAAACGACGAAUUCCCAGAACUUAUUGCUACACAAUUCUUCCAGUAA
Messenger RNA from Trichomonas vaginalis G3, 1380 nucleotides. RefSeq lists its product as uncharacterized. The record is from RefSeq and is a predicted model, not a curated record. The transcript has a single exon. NCBI's taxonomy places the organism in Eukaryota, Parabasalia, Trichomonadida, Trichomonadidae. Bases 1 to 1380 code for a protein of 459 amino acids.